Dentiscutata erythropus is the source of this 417-nucleotide messenger RNA. The record is from the annotation of a GenBank genome assembly. NCBI's taxonomy places the organism in Eukaryota, Fungi, Glomeromycota, Glomeromycetes, Diversisporales, Gigasporaceae.
GUUACACCAAUAUUGUCUCCUGACCCUGAUUAUAUUCCUACUUAUGAUAAUCUUCUGAAUUCUUUACCUUUACUUCUCUACUCCGCUAUGGCUAUACCAGGCUCUUAUCUUUCCAACAAUAAUAGAGGAAGAGAAAGUUUUAUGCUAGCUAGACGAUUAUACAAUGGUAUUACUAAUACUAAAAAUAUUUCUUCAAAAGUUAUUGUCUUCUAUAGAAAUGAAAAUAAACAUUAUGAUGCUGUGAAGAACAAUUUUCAGAAAACAGUGCUUUCUAUUAUAGGAAGGCUAAAAGUUAGCUCAAAUAAAACUCCACACAUAAUCGCUUCAGAAAUAGAAUGGAUAUAUGUAAAUGAAGCCCAAUCUUCAUCAACUUCAAAUAAAUCAAAAUCUCAAUCACAUGAAGAGCUUGAUCUUUAA